Molecule: messenger RNA, 2999 nt
Organism: Rhinolophus ferrumequinum (greater horseshoe bat)
Lineage: Eukaryota; Metazoa; Chordata; Mammalia; Chiroptera; Rhinolophidae
Gene: OMG
Product: oligodendrocyte myelin glycoprotein
Exons: 2
Coding region: 1308-2636 (442 amino acids)
Biological process (GO): neuron projection regeneration
Molecular function (GO): protein binding
Source: RefSeq, a predicted model, not a curated record
ACUUUAUUUGCUUUCUUUGCUAUGGUAAACUGGCUAUUCCGGAAAUUAUACUUGCGUUUUAACAGAUUAUUUAUAUAAUCAGUCCACUAAAGAAAGAGUGGAGCAGAAACUAUCAUAAAUAUAGUCUCAUUUUAUGAAUUGCAUAACCAAACUUUUCCUUUACAAUAUUUCAUGCAGCUUUAAAAGUAUAAAUUGCUUUCUCAGAAGAUAAAAUGUGAAACAUUCAUUAGAAAUUAUCUGAAAUUGAUGCUAUUGUUAAAACAUAAAAUCACAUAGGUGGUCAUUCAUAGAGUAUCAAAGAUGUCUCUGGAGAAAACAUGACACAUACCCAGGCAUCAAACAAAGUUUUAUGAAGAAAAAAAAAUCCUUAACCUAAAAGUGACAAAAUAACACGUUUAUUUUACCCCAUGAGCUGAUAAUUCAAAGCGUAAGAUGCUCUAUGAUCUCACUUCUAUGUGGAAUCUAAAGAACAAAAUAAAAAAAUAAACAAAAAAUAAAAAAUAAAAGCAUAAGGUGCUCAUUUAAAAAUGCAGCCUCACUUGUUUGUGUGUAGCCUGGGUCAAAUAUCCUUUGUAUUAGAAAGAUAAAGAAAAAACCAAUCACAUGUAAGUACUUCUGUAUUUCCCCAAAAGGAAGAAGAACAUUUAAAUAGUUGAUAAAUUUGAAAAGCUGAUUAUACAUAAUAAUCACCAUCUUAGGGGAGCACAUAAAAAUCAAAUAGAUUGUACAAUGUGACAAAGUAGCAUGACAACUGUACCAUUUUAGAAAAAGAACGUAAAAAGGCAGGAGUUAAAAGUAAAUAAUUAACAUCUUAGAAAACCAUCCAUGAGGCAGGUCAGAUUCAUUUUCAACAUGUAAAAACAACGAAGAGUAGAGGCAUUAAAAAAGAACCACAAAUUUUUCAUCAGGCAAAUGUUACAAUGUCUGAACCUAAGCUCAGACGAAAAUAUACAGAAACAGAGUACAGGCCAAGUCGAAAUGCGCAUGAGGCAUUGCAUCCUGUAGCAAAUUUGAGAUACGUAGAUAUGCUUAACUCUGUAAAUUUAAAAAAAUAUAUAUUGGGGGGGUCUAUUUUGGUGCGUGUGCACCUCUUGCAAUAAAUUUGAGUCAGCACCAAUGACAGCUCUGCAGUCCUUCUAUGUGGUGCUGAUCAGGUGGUUGCAGAGCCUCCGCUCACAGCAACACAAUGCAGCUGAGCAGGCAAGCACAGCCCACAGCCAGAAGCGGUUCCUUCUCUCCAGAACAAGGCGACCUUUAAAGCUUAAGUGUCCCGGAGAAAAUGAGAUGCCGGUGCUGAAGACGACACUAUGGCUUUGAUGGAAUGUCAGAUAUUGACAAUGUCUCCCAGCCUGUUCAUCCUUCUGUUUCUCACACCUGGUAUCUUAUGCAUUUGUCCUCUCCAAUGUACAUGCACAGAAAAGCACAGGCAUGUGGACUGUUCAGGCAGAAACUUGACUACAUUACCACCUGGACUGCAAGACAAUAUUAUCCAUUUAAAUCUGUCUUAUAACCACUUUACUGACCUGCAUAACCAGUUAACCCGAUACACCAAUCUGAGGACCCUGGACAUUUCAAACAACAGGCUUGAAAGCCUCCCUGCUCAGUUACCUCGGUCCCUGUGGGAUAUGUCUGCUGCUAACAACAACAUUAAGCUGCUUGACAAAUCUGAUACUGCUUAUCAGUGGAACCUUAAAUAUCUGGAUGUGUCUAAGAACAUGCUGGAAAAGGUGGUCCUCAUUAAAAACACACUCAGAAGUCUUGAGGUUCUCAACCUGAGUAGUAACAAACUUUGGACAGUUCCAACCAACAUGCCCUCCAAACUACAUAUCGUGGACCUGUCUAAAAAUUCCUUGACACAAAUCCUUCCAGGAACAUUAAUAAACCUGACAAAUCUCACACAUCUUUACCUGCACAACAACAAAUUUACAUUCAUUCCAGAUCAAGCUUUUGACCAACUCUUUCAGUUGCAAGAGAUAACCCUUUACAAUAACAGGUGGUCAUGUGACCAUGAACAAAACAUCACGUACUUACUGACAUGGGUGAUGCAGACUAAAGCCCACGUGAUAGGGACUCCCUGUUCUAGCCAAAUCUCAUCCUUGAAGGAACACAACAUAUACCCCACACCUUCUGGAUUUACCUCAGGCCUGUUCACUGUAAGCGGGAUGCAGACAGUGGAUACCAUUAACUCUCUGAGCAUGGUAACUCAGUCCAAAGUGACCAAAAUACCCAAACAGUAUCGAACAAAGGAAACGUUUGGUGCCACUCUAAGUAAAGACACCACCUUUACCAGCACUGACAAGGCUUUUGUGCCCUAUCCAGAAGAUACAUCCACAGAAAUGAUCAAGUCACACGAAGCAGCAGCUGCAACUCUAACUAUUCAUCUCCAAGAUGGAAUGGUUACAAACACGAGCCUCACUAGCUCAACGAAAUCAUCCCCAACACCCCUGACGCUAGGUAUAACUAGUGGCAUGCCAAAUAAUUUCUCUGAAAUGCCUCAACAAAGCACAACCCUUAACUUACGGAGGGAGGAGACCACCACCAGUGUAAAGACUCGCUUACCUUCUGUGGCAAGUGCUUGGAAAGUAAAUGCUUCGUUUCUCUUAAUGCUCAGUGCUGUGGUCAUCCUGGGCACCUGAGGGUCUGCAUUUUCUGAAACUAAUGAAAGAACUCCUCCCUGAUGUACAGUGGGGAAACUGUGCCCCUAUCUAACCAGUGACUCAAGCUCUAUUAAGUAUUCAAGAAAGCCAGUCUUACCUUUCUGACUCUGAUGUAAAUGAAGUAACUUGUCUUAAAUAAAAGAAGUGCACAAUGUCUUGGUACUUGCUGCUAUUUUACUGUCUUAAGUAAAACUAAUGAAUUCCUUUUUUUUUUAAAUGAAAUGUUUUCUUUUUAAGGCUUCAAUUCAUUGCACAAGAUAUAAAGCGUCUAAACUUUAAUAUGUAUUUUAUGUAUGUUUACACUGUCAAACACCUGGGAAAAAAAUAAAAGACCUAUGCUCA